This is a messenger RNA of Stegostoma tigrinum, 4887 nucleotides long. RefSeq names its product collagen alpha-3(VI) chain. The record is from RefSeq and is a predicted model, not a curated record. Bases 128 to 4420 code for a protein of 1430 amino acids. Lineage: Eukaryota; Metazoa; Chordata; Chondrichthyes; Orectolobiformes; Stegostomatidae. The transcript has 10 exons.
AAUAAUAUCCUUCAAUCAUCGAGUAGCAGCAGUGACUCGACAUCUUUCAACAGAAGAGUUUAGCAGAUACACCUCUUGUGCAUGUUUACUUCACUAGAGCUGUUGUAACGGUCCCGCAGCAAAGUGCAUGGUAACACCAGUGAAAAUGCACCAGUCAGUGCUGCUGCUGGCUGUGCUUGGCCUAGUCCUCUCAUACUCUGUGACUGAAACAAAGGAGGCGCAAGAAUCAGCUGACUUAGUUUUCUUAAUUGAUGGAUCAAGGAAUUUGGGAAGUGAUGAAUUUCAAUUCAUGCGAUCUUUCAUCGCAAAUUUCAUUGAAGAUCUCAAUAUUGGCCCUGAUGCCAUCCAAGUUGGCAUGGUGCAAUACAGUAAGACCCCCAGUACCGUGUUCUAUUUAAACACAUAUACUACAAAAACAGAAGUUCUCAAAGCCAUUAAAAACCUUCGACAGAAAGGUGGAAAUGAAGUCAACACUGGAAUGGCCCUUCAGUUUCUGGUUGACAAUCAUUUUAUUCCGUCAGCUGGGAGUAGGGCUGAUGAGGAGGUUCCUCAGGUAAUGGUCCUCCUGACUUCGAGACAGUCCAGUGAUGAUGUCAGACGAGGGGUGUUUUCAAUAAAAAAGCGUGGCACCUUUACAUUUGUUCUUGGGAUCGCAGACGCUGAUGCAGCUGAAGCCAAACUGAUAGCGACUGACCCUUCAUUUUCUAUGCUCAUUCCUGAUCUCCACCAAAAGGCUAGCACACAACAACAGCUAAUGUCACUGUUUUCUUUGGUGGCUACCAAGCAAUUGAUUAUAAAGGUGGAAGAACCUAAGGUUGAAGUUCAAAUCCCCAAGAGGGACAUCGUAUUUCUGAUCGAUGGCAGCUCCAGUUUGGGACAUGCUAACUUUCUGAAAAUAUGCAAAUUUAUCUCCAGUAUAACUGAAAACUUUGUCAUCGGACCAGAUUCGGUUCAAGUUGCAGUGGCGCAGUACAGUGAUGCUGCAACGACUGAAUUUCACUUAAAUACCCACACAACACAAUCCGCUUUACAAACUGCUCUGAAAAAUCUCAGGUUGAGGGGUGGUUGGACACUUAACACUGGCGCAGCUCUCGACCACAUCUAUCGAAGUCAUUUCGCCACAGCUGCGGGAAGUAGGAAGGAAGAUGGUGUUCCCCAGUUUGUGGUGCUCAUUACUGGGACAAAAUCUAAUGAUGAUGUGAAACAACCUGCAGAUAUUCUGAAGCGUUCUGCCAUAAUGGCCUUCGCUGUAGGAGGCAGGAAUGCAGAUCUAGCAGAGCUAAAUGAGAUUGCAAUUGAUCCCAGUCUAGUUUUCAAUGUUGCUGAAUUUGAUUCUCUACCAGAUAUACACCAACAAGUACUGACACAGCUGUCAACAUUGGCUGGUGUAACUGUUGUUUACGAGCAACCAACUGCUCCGGUUAAAAAAGAAAUGGACAAGAGGGAUAUUGUAUUCCUUAUUGAUGGAUCAUAUCAUACUGGAAGAAGAAAUUUUGCUGACGUCCGGGACUUUAUCGCAACAAUUAUUACAGCGUUUGACAUUGGAAGUGAUCAAGUGCAAGUAGGCUUGGCACAGUACAGUGAUGCUGCAAAUUCGGAGUUCUUUCUAAACACUUAUUCAUCAAAAAAUGAACUUGUGUCUCAUGUAAGAGCACUCAGGCAGAGAGGUGGUAGAACUCGCAAGACUGGAGAAGCACUGAACUAUGUACUUAAAUACCUUUUUACCAAAUAUUCAGGCAGUAGACAUGAGGAAGGUGUUCCCCAGUUUCUGGUACUUAUUACUUCUGGAAAAUUGACCGAUGAUGUGAGGCAGCCAUCUGAUGCCUUGUUGCAAGCGGGUGUUAUAACAUUAGUCAUUGGAGCAGACAAUAUGAUAAAACAGCUACAGGAAGUUAGUUCCGACCCCAGUUUAGCUUUUGGUGUGAAAGAGUUCCGUUUUCUUCCAGAGAUACAACAUAAAGUACUAUUAUCUUUGUCAACACUGACUGGCAUGAGGAAGGCUUCUGAACUACCAACAGUUCAAACCAUCAAAGAAGCAGACAAAAAAGAUAUUGUGUUCUUAAUUGAUGGAUCUUUUCAUGUUGGAGACACAAAUUUGCCAGCUAUUCGUGACUUCAUCUCAAGAAUAAUCGAGACCCUUGAUAUUGGAAGUGAUCGUGUGCGAGUGGGUCUAGUACAGUACAGUGAUAUUGCAGAACCUCUGUUCCUUCUAAGUACUUAUUCAUCAAAAGAUGAAAUUCUCUCUGAGAUAAACAGACUCACACUGAGAGGUGGCACUGUGCUCAACACCGGAGCAGCAUUGGAUUACGUCCACAGGUAUAUUUUUACCAAAUAUUCAGGAAGCAGGAAACAGGAAGGUGUUCCUCAGUUCCUGAUACUUCUCACUGGUGGAAGAUCGAGAGAUGACAUCAAAAGACCAGCAGAUGCCCUACUUCGAUCUGGUGUGAUGACUAUAGUUGUUGGAGCUGAGAAUGCCAUAGAGCAGCAGCUACAACAAAUUGCUUUGGACCGCAGCUUGGUUUAUACAGUGGAUGAAUUUCCCUCUCUCCCAAAGAUCCAACAGGAUGUUCUGUUACCGCUGUCAACUCUAGCUGGUGUGAAGAUGAUUUCUGAAUUACCGACAAUGAAGACUAUCAAAGAUAUGACUAAUGACCAGGAGAGAGAUAUUGUGUUCUUGAUUGACAGCUCAACUAGAGCUGGUUCAUCAUUUCGUUCAGUGCGAGAAUUCCUCAAAGGCGUAAUUGAACAGCUGAAUGUUGGGUUGAACAGGAAUCGCGUUGCAGUAGUACAGUACAGCAAGGACCCAAAAGUUGAAUUUCUUUUGAACACCUAUUCAAAUAAAGCUGACGUUCUGGAUGCAGUGGGCACGCUGGAGCCUAUGGGCGGAAGGAUGCUGAACACUGGGGCUGCAUUGAACUAUGUCAUCAGGAAUGUCUUCACAACAGCAGCAGGGAGUCGGCGAGACGCUAAUGUGCCGCAGCUUCUGGUGCUUCUCAUUUCUGGAAAGUCGAGUGACAGUGUUAAAGAGGCAGCAGGGGCAUUAAAAAGAGCCGCUAUAGUGGCGUUUGUUAUUGGGGCCAUGGAUGCAGAUGGCAAAGAGACACACGAGAUCGCAUAUUCCUCUAAUUUACUGUUCGCUGUUCACGACUUCCAGUCUCUUCCAGACAUACAGAACCAGCUGCUACAGCCCCUAAAAACACUGAUUGUUGAAGUUAUUAAAAUGCCAUCUACUGUCACUGAAGGUAACAAGAGAGAUGUUGUGUUCCUAGUCGAUGGCUCUUACAACGUGGGAACUUUCUUUUAUUUAAUUCGGGACUUGAUUAUUAACUUAAUUCCUAACUUUAACAUUGCAAAAGACAAAGAUCAAAUUUCAGUGGUACAGUACAGUGAUGAUGCAAGGAUUGAGUUUCCAUUAAAUGCUUACACAAACAAAGAACUGAUUUUGGCAAAAACCAGGGAGCUUCGGCUUAAAGGAGGAAGAAGACUCAAGACAGGUUCUGCUCUAGACUUUGUCAGGAGGAAUGUCUUCAGUAGAUCUGGUGGGGGCAGGCACCAUUUAGGGAUUUCCCAAAUCCUAGUGCUCAUUACUUCUGGAAAGUCACUGGAUGAUGUGAAGCAGCCAACAGAGGAGCUGAAGCAGGCUGGAGUUGUGCCAUUCGUUAUUGGCAUCGGGAAUGUAGACAGACAAGAACUACAUCAAAUUGCAUAUUCUCCCAGCUUGGUUUUUCAGGUGGAUGACUACUGGGGUCUUUCAGAUCUGGACUUGCACCUGCUCAGCAUUUCAAAGAAUGUUGAGAGUGUCCCAAUACCACCUAUUACCAGCCCAGAUGGUGAUAAAAGAGAUAUUGUCUUCCUCCUCGAUGGUUCUGCUAAGAUUGGAAAAGGAUUUCCAAAUGUUCGCAAAUUUAUGAUGAAAAUGGUAGAUAAUUUUGAUGCUGGAGCAGAGAAAGUUCAAUUUGCUGCUGUACAGUUCAGUGAAAGCCCAAGAACUGAGUUCUAUCUAAAUACCCACACAACCAAAAAGCAAGUUCUGGCUGCGAUUAAGAAACUCAAGCUAAAACGUGGCAAAAAAAUCAACAUUGGCCGUGCAUUGGACCAUGUUAUAGAGAAUGUGUUCAUAAGCUCAGCAGGAAGCAGAAUGGACAAUGCUGUUCCACAGAUUCUAUUGCUUCUUACUUCGGGAGAGUCCCACGAUGAUAUUUCACAGCAGGCAAAGAAACUGAGGAAACUGGGAAUCGUGCUUUUUGCGAUUGGCUUGAGGGAUGCUGAUCAAUCAGUGCUAGAACCGAUGGCAUAUACUGACAGCUUGGCAUUUCCUGUGAAGAACUUCCAAGGUUUGCUUAACAUUCAAGAUCGACUCCAGCAGAUAGUGAAAACGGUGGCAGUGCAAAUUGUUGAGACGCCUGUCAAAGAUAACUAACUAACAUUGCAGACAGAUCGUGCCUGUGGAUUUAUUGCUUUGUAAUCUUCAAACUCUGAACUCUUCUUGUAACUCCAGCAAUAGAAAAAGUUUCAGAAGUACAGAAUUAAUUGAUGAUUCAAACAGGAAAUCAAGCAACAGGAUUAUCUUUACUUUUAGCCACCACUUUGAUAACUCUGAGUGACUACUGUAGUUAUUGUAAAACUAUGGCAUGAUUUGCAGUUUAUCUUAUUCAACCAUGUACACUUAUUAAAAACAUUGGUGUGCAUGACUUGCGUUGCAUGAUACUAAAUGGUUUCAGUAGAAACAUAAUCAUAUUCUGUGCUACAGUUAAUCCCAUUCUGAGUGAUUAGGCAUUCUGCUUUUGUUCAUGUAUAAUUGUUAAUGAACAUUCUCGUUGGUUACUUAAAUACAGAAAGUGAAACACAAGUUACAAUGGAUGUUGGAAAGAAAACCUCUUAAAUAUA